GGGAGCCUUAAUUGCCACCGUUUAAAUCGACUUACUAUCAUGUCCAUCAUCCAUCGCACUCCAGAGUAUCAAAGGUUUUCCUUCGAACAGUCCAUUCCCUAACCAACAAAAUUUCCAGCUCGUAGUCGUGCAUUAAAUUCUCCUAACACCUACUGCAUCCGCCAGACUUCCUCUUUAAAGAAAAUAACCAUUGACACAUCUACCUAUUCCCCCUUCACAACUCCAUCCAUCCGAUUCCAGAGAAAGAGAGAGACAAUGUCUGUUGAAAUGGCUUCUACCAAGAUCUAUUACCAGAGACUUAGAAACGUUGGCGAGUUCGAAGGAGAAGAAGAGGAAGAUAAAGGGUUGAAUAGGACAAGGAGUUGGAGGAGGCUUAAAAGGGCAUCUAGUAGGAAGAGACCGAGGCUAAGGAUCCCAGGCUUGAGGAGAUUGUUGAGGAGAAAGGCUAGGCUGGUUUCUGCAACAUGGACCAAGAUGUGGAAGAGGUUGAAGGAGAGUAGAAAUCAUAUAGGAGAGCUGUUUGGUGGAAAUUACAUGUUCAUGCAGGUAACCCCAUCUCCUUUGGUGUGCUUGGACAAAUCUUUUAUGGGUCACCACCAUUAUCAUGGUGUGCCUUCCAGGCUUCCUCUUGGGAGGUUGGUAUGAAUUUUCUGUAUGGGGUUUUUUCUGCUUUUAGAUGUUAUAUGCUUUGGGGGAAAGGGAAGAUAGGGUCUAUAGUUUUUUUUUCACUUGUAAUUGCAAGCGGAUGUUGGUGUAAUGCGGGUACAUGAUACCAAAUAAACUAUAUUU
Messenger RNA from Magnolia sinica, 789 nucleotides. RefSeq lists its product as uncharacterized. NCBI's taxonomy places the organism in Eukaryota, Viridiplantae, Streptophyta, Magnoliopsida, Magnoliales, Magnoliaceae. The coding region runs from base 256 to 645 and encodes 129 amino acids. The transcript has a single exon. The record is from RefSeq and is a predicted model, not a curated record.